CCUGAGAGAAGGGAGGGGACAGAGGAGGAGACACACCUGAUCAGCCGGGGAGACUUCUGAGGAGGCGGGCCGGCCGGGAGGAAGCGGUGCGGGGCGGGGGGGUGGGGGGGAUCGGAGCACCCCGGGAGGGAAGAGGGCGCACGGGCCCGGCCCUCCCACGCGCCCUCCAGGGACCCUGCAGCCAGACUGACAGCUAAGGAGCUCACGUACCCGCACACACGCACGAGCGCAGAACAAAGGGCCGGACAUGCUCCAGCCGGUUCCGCCUGCUCCUGGGCCUCGCGCGCCGGUGCCCCGGUUACCUGCGCAGAUGGGUCUAGCUGUUGCCCAGGCUGGAGUGCAGUGGCCUGAUGACAGCUCACUGCAGCAUCUACCUCUCAGGUUGAAACAAUCCUCCCAACUCAGCCUCCCAGAUUGUUGAGACUACAGAGACAGAAUUUCACCAUGUUGCCCAGGCUGGUCUUGAACUCCGAAGCUCAAGCAGUCCAUCCGCCUCGUCCUCCCAGAGUGCUGGGAUUACAGACGUGAGCCACCGUGCCCGGGCCCAUGUUUAAAAUAAUUACAGCUUUCUUCUGUUCUGAUACUUUUUUUAAAGUUUAGAAAUUUUCAUUACAAAAGACUAUACAAAAAUACCCUGCCUUUAGAAUGCAAGUGUAUAUGCCUAGAAAUAUUAGUCCUUGACACCUGUGUAUAAGUGAGGUCUGCAGGUUUUCUCUGUAUCAGGAAGUACAACAGGGGAGGGUCACGUGGUAAUAAGCAUGGCUUCCUAAGCAGUUGCCUUAGGGGAGCAGGCAUGGUAGACUGGGCUUGAUAAAUUUGCCUUUACAAGCAGGCAAACUGCUUUUAUAGGCCAGGCUGAUAGCAGUUUACAUUCAGACACACCUGGACUCUGGGGCACUGGUUCCAUGGGAGCCAUGGAUAGCCAACCUCCGACUCCAUCCACCAGCUGGGACUCUGCCCCCAGCAGUGCCACACUCUGGGCAAAAAUCCCUGCCAGCCAGGGACCCUGCUUCUACGGAAUUUGACCACAGCUUCUCGGAGCCAAGAGUGGAUCUAGCCCCAGGAAGGUGGGAUACAGAGGGAUCUCAGGCUAAUCCUUCCAUGCUGUCUUCAAGCCCUGCUUCCUGCACAUCUCCCAGUCCGGACGGGGAGAACCCAUGUAAGAAGGUCCACUGGGCUUCUGGGAGGAGGAUAACAUCAUCCACAGACUCAGAGUCCAAGUCCCACCCGGACCCCUCCAAGCUACCCAGGUCCCGGAGACCCAGCCGCCUGACUGUGAAGUAUGACCGGGGCCAGCUCCAGCGCUGGCUGGAGAUGGAGCAAUGGGUCGAUGCUCAGGUGCAGGAGCUCUUCCAGGAUCAAGCAACCCCUUCUGAACCAGAGAUUGACCUGGAGGCUCUCAUGGAUCUAUCCACAGAGGAGCAGAAGACUCAGUUGGAGGCCAUUCUCCGGAACUGCCCCCGCCCCACAGAGGGUUUUAUCUCUGAGCUGCUAAGUCAACUCAAGAAACUCCGGAGACUCAGUCGACCUCAGAAAUAAGCCCGGGAGAUCAUCUUUAGCAGCCUCAGCAUUACCAGGCCUGCCCUGACACUCCAGAUCCUGACUAACAGGGAAACAUCUCCUUGGGACACAAACAAGAAAUGUGGACAAGGAGGGACAUUUGCACACUCCUACUGUCUGUGUGCUCACAGCUAGUUUCUGUCAGCUGGGCUCUUUGGGAGAGGGCUGGCUGUUGUCCAAUGCUUUCCCUGGCAGCCAAGUGGAUAAAACCUUUAGGAGCCUCA
Callithrix jacchus (white-tufted-ear marmoset) is the source of this 1784-nucleotide messenger RNA. The record is from RefSeq and is a predicted model, not a curated record. NCBI's taxonomy places the organism in Eukaryota, Metazoa, Chordata, Mammalia, Primates, Cebidae.